AUGGCGCGCGAUGUUCGUCGAGAGAUGGACUGGCUGAAAGCGCGCGUGCAACACGAGAGAGAUCGAAAACGAGGACGGGUGCUCAACAUCAAGAUGAGCAACUAUUUGUUCAAAACAGAGGAGCGAACCAUUCUUGAGGUUGUCGGUCCUGAACGCAAGCAAAUCACUUUUGUCAAGGAAGAGGAUCAGGAGUGUAUUCGUGAAGAUCGGGCAGGUACUCCUCAUAUUAGCGAAUUGCAGGCUGACGACGAUUUGUUUCCUCCUUCCGACGUAGAAGAGCUUAGUGUUCGACAAACAUGGAAGCGUUUGAUCGACGGCCAAUGCGGCAUCAUUUCCAUCAAAGAUAGGAGCUCAGAUUUCGCAUUACUACCUAGUCAGGUGGCUGGCUUAGUUCCUCAAGGCAGCAAAAGCGAUGGCAAAUGGAACACGAAGGAGCAUUUGAGUCCUACUGAUGAACGUCGCAUAGCGCGCUUUGCACAAUAUGCCAUGGUUGCAUCUGAGGAGGCUUUGAAUGAUGCUGGCUGGUUUCCGAAGAAGGAAAACGAUCUUGAGGCCACAGGAGUAUACAUGGGAUCUGGCAUUGGCAGCCUAGACGACGUGUACGAUACCACAGUUGCUUAUGAGAAAGGCGGCUACCGAAAGGUAUCUCCACUCUUUGUUCCACGGCUAUUAAUCAAUCUCGCUGCGGGCCACAUCUCUAUGCGACAUGGCUUCAAGGGGCCAAACCACGCGGCAACCACAGCGUGCACGACCGGAGCACACAGCAUCGGAGACGCCUCACGACUGAUCCAGUUUGGUGACGCUGAUGUGAUGAUCGCUGGCGGAGCUGAAUCAUGCAUCCAUCCUCUGGCCAUCUCGGGGUUCUCUAGAGCCAGGAGUUUGGCUACCGAGUUCAAUGAUCGACCGUUAGAAUCAAGUCGGCCUUUCGAUCGAGAACGGGAUGGAUUUGUCAUUGGAGAAGGAGCUGGAGUUGUGAUACUUGAAGAAUUCGAACACGCGAAGAAACGAGGUGCGAAUAUCUAUGCUGAGGUCGCCGGCUACGGGCUAUCUAGCGACGCAUACCACAUGACGGCACCUCGCGAAGAUGGUCAAGGACCACGUCUUGCUAUGAAGCACGCACUGCGGCACGCUGGUAUCAAGCCUAGUGCUGUCGAUUACGUUAACGCUCAUGCUACAAGUACCCCACUGGGUGAUGCUGCGGAGAAUCGAGCCAUCAAAGAGCUAUUGCUGGGCGAAGAUGGAAAGGACGCCGCUUGUAGGAUCAACAUGAGCAGUACAAAAGGUGCAAUCGGGCACCUUCUCGGCGCUGCAGGUAGCGUAGAGUCCAUAUUCACGAUUCUCGGGAUGCAUCACAACACUCUACCCCCAACUCUGAAUCUCCAAAACCCAGGCGAUCCAGCGGAUGAAUUCGAUUGCAAUUACGUCGCCCAUGCUGCUCAGCAACACGGCGUCCACGUCGCGCUCUCAAACAGCUUCGGUUUUGGUGGCACCAACGCAUCCCUAUGCUUUCACUCCCUUUUCCUUUCAUCGGACCUAGUGUUGCCUUUCUUCCUCUUUGCAUCACCGUGGGGAGCGUGCUCAAGUAGAAUGGCGACUUCCCGCCCCUCGUCAAUCGCGGGUAGCGAUGCGGAAGCCAAACCAUCAUUCUUCCGCAAUGCGUCGAACAAAGCAUCUACAUACCAUGCGCAGAUACCAUACCUAAGGAGGCUUCCAUUCCCCGCGAUUGCAAUCAUCGUCACGCUCAUCGUAGUGAACCUUCUAGUUUGGGCGGCAGUUGGUAUCGUUCUGCAUUGGCACACGCCUCUGAUAUCAACCGCAAUUCUCUCUUAUACUCUCGGAUUGCGUCAUGCCCUGGACGCAGAUCACAUCUCGGCUAUCGAUCUCAUGACUCGCCGUCUUAUUGCAGCAGGCCAGCGUCCAGUGACAGUUGGAAUGUUCUUCAGUCUUGGACACUCUACCGUUGUCAUCAUCACGUCACUCGUAGUCGCAGGCACUGCAGCAGCCGUUUCAGACAAGUUUGGCAAUUUUGAGCGCGUUGGCGGUAUCAUCGGAACUUCUGUAUCUGCUGCUUUCCUGCUACUCCUUGGUCUCAUGAACAUCUACAUUCUGUAUAAACUCAUCGUUCAGAUGCGAAAGAUGAUCGCGAGUGAUCCCGGAAGUGAGCACGAGGAGUUCAAGAUUCAGGGCGGAGGAUGUCUCUUUCCAAUUCUGCAGAAGCUCUUCAAGUUGGUCGAUCGACCUUGGAAAAUGUAUCCUCUUGGUGUGCUCUUCGGUCUUGGAUUCGACACUUCCUCUGAGAUCGCCAUUCUGGGGAUUAGCUCGAUUCAAGCAACGAAAGGAACCUCCAUCUGGCUGAUCUUGAUCUUUCCGCUGCUUUUUACUGCGGGCAUGUGCCUUCUCGACACGACAGAUGGCGCACUGAUGAUGAGUUUGUAUACCAGCACACAACUAGCGCGCGACCCCAUCGCCAUUUGCUACUACAGCAUUGUACUCACAGUCAUCACUGUUGUUGUCGCGACCAUCAUCGGGACAGUACAGUUUCUUAAUCUAGUACUUAACGUUGCUGAGCCACACGGUAAAUUCUGGGAUGGCGUCGAAAAGCUGGGUGACGCUUGGGACAUAGUUGGUGGAGCGAUAUGUGGCACGUUCAUCUUGUUUGGUGGUCUCAGUGUUUUGCUGUACAAGCCUUGGAGACGGCGUAUCGAUCGCAAAAGGGUCAAUAACGCGCAUUUCGAGCCACUACCGCAGGAGAACGAGAUUGCUGAACCGGACGAAGAAGAUCCCCGGGGAGUACCCGCGUCGAUCACGACAUAUACAAAGGAUGUGGAUGUGAAUGUGAAUGUUGAGCCUGUUGGGGCUACAGACAUUGCUGGACCUGCACACCGUUGA
Messenger RNA from Alternaria burnsii, 2889 nucleotides. Its product is annotated as high affinity nickel transport protein nic1. NCBI's taxonomy places the organism in Eukaryota, Fungi, Ascomycota, Dothideomycetes, Pleosporales, Pleosporaceae. The transcript is spliced from 11 exons. The record is from RefSeq and is a predicted model, not a curated record. Gene Ontology annotation, biological process: fatty acid biosynthetic process; nickel cation transmembrane transport. Gene Ontology annotation, molecular function: 3-oxoacyl-[acyl-carrier-protein] synthase activity; nickel cation transmembrane transporter activity. Bases 1 to 2889 code for a protein of 962 amino acids. Gene Ontology annotation, cellular component: plasma membrane.